Messenger RNA from Triticum dicoccoides, 1406 nucleotides. RefSeq names its product tRNA (guanine(9)-N1)-methyltransferase-like. Gene Ontology annotation, cellular component: nucleus. Gene Ontology annotation, molecular function: tRNA binding. Bases 66 to 1100 code for a protein of 344 amino acids. The record is from RefSeq and is a predicted model, not a curated record. Lineage: Eukaryota; Viridiplantae; Streptophyta; Magnoliopsida; Poales; Poaceae. The transcript is spliced from 3 exons. Gene Ontology annotation, biological process: tRNA N1-guanine methylation.
CAAACCCCUCUCCGAACCCAGGACUACUCCCUCGGCGGCGGCGGCGGCGGCGGCGGCGCGUUGAGAUGGCUGACGGCACGGAGAGCGAGCAGGCCGCGGUCGUGGGAGACGGUAACCAUCCUCAGCUGUCUAAGAGCGCGAAGAAGAAGCUGCUGAAGCAGGAGCGGCAGGCGGCGCGGAAGGCCGAGCGGAAGGCGGGGGAGAAGGAGCGCCGGCGCGCCGACAUAGAGCGGCGGAGGCGCGAGUGGGAGGAGUCUCUGGCCGCGGCGCCGUCGCAGGAGGCGCGCGAAGCGAUGCUGGCGGCGCGCAGGGAGACGCGGCUCGAGCGGGUGGGAAAGCGCGUGGAGGAGCGGGGAGCGCGCGCCGAGAGGCUCCGGCGCGCCGCCGAGGGUGGGCAGAAGGUGGUGCUCGACCUCGAGUUCGCCGACCUCAUGCGGCCCAACGAGAUUCACAGCCUCACGCAGCAGAUUAUGUACUGCUAUGCAGUGAACGGAAGAUCAGCAACUCCGGCUCAUCUAUGGUUGACAGGUUGCAGCGGAGAAAUGGGGACCCAGGUUCAAAGGAUACCUGGCUUUGAUAAGUGGAUCAUAGAAAAAGAGGCCAAGUCUUACCUUGAAGCAUUUGCAGACUGUAAAGAAAAUCUUGUGUAUCUUACAGCGGAUGCUGAGACUGUCCUUGAUGAACUAGACAUGUCAAAAAUAUAUAUCAUUGGUGGUCUAGUGGAUCGGAACAGAUGGAAAGGCAUAACACAGAAAAAGGCAGUUGAUCAGGGCAUUCAGUCUGCCAAACUCCCCAUUGGAAGUUAUUUAAAGAUGUCAAGUUCUCAGGUUCUUACAGUCAACCAAGUGUUUGAGAUAAUGCAAAAGUUUGUGGAAACAAAGGACUGGAAGACGGCAUUCUUUCAUGUGAUCCCACCGAGGAAACGAGGAGAAGCUGGAGCAGCAAAUGAUGAUGAUGCACCUGAAGGGGCUGCAAACGGAGAUCUUGACAAGUGUUUAGAAGAGGAGGUUGAUGAUGAUGACGAUGAUGGUGAUGGGGAUGAAGAAGCCGAUGUUGCUAACAAAAGACAUUGUGUUAGAAGUGAAAAUGGGAAAUCUUAGAAUCACUCUUUUGGUGCAGUGGUGGAAUCGACUCCUGGAUAGGUUAUUAUCUCCGGGGAAGAGCAGAGGGAAAGAACAAUCUACUCUGCCCACGACUGAAAUAUGAGUCAUCUCCAAGUGUAUCAUUACUAUUAACUUUGCGGAACUGCUUUGUUUACCUAGGUUUACUUGUUUGGAGUACUCUGAGGUGUCGUAGUGUUUUUGGUUUUGUUAUAUCUGAACUACACCCUGUACUUUGGUACGGCCGGAGGAAGCAACGCGCUAUAGUAUAACAGCACAGAUAAAUAGAGUGCUUCUGUUCAUAUC